Humulus lupulus (European hop) is the source of this 1527-nucleotide messenger RNA. RefSeq lists its product as uncharacterized. The transcript has 2 exons. NCBI's taxonomy places the organism in Eukaryota, Viridiplantae, Streptophyta, Magnoliopsida, Rosales, Cannabaceae. The record is from RefSeq and is a predicted model, not a curated record. The coding region runs from base 1 to 1527 and encodes 508 amino acids.
AUGAAGGUGCCAAAGACUAUCACUUACAAUAGUCUUGUUGAUCAAUUGUAUACUUUAAUCGGAGCUGACAAGUCUCGUAUUGAUCUUGACUUAAAUGUAAUCUAUCAUUUUGGAAGUAAAGGUAUCCCUCCAUCUUUGAUUAGUAAUGAUGAUGAUGUUGCUUUUUUUCUUGAUGAGAUAGGAACAUCUAUCAAUCAUCGGACACCCCUAUGUGUGUCUACUAUAGAGAAGAGAAGUAAUGAUCCUUUGGUUACUAAAACACGUGAGUUGUAUACUAUUCCUCCAGUUGAAACCAAAGUGAAUGAUGAUUUUUGCAUUGAUGGCAAUGAAGACAGUUAUGAUAAUGAAAAUAUUGAUAGGUCUACCUGCAAUGAUGUACUUGUGAAGCAUAAUUUACAACAGUCAACCUCCAAUGAAGUAUUGAAGAGCCAUGAUUCCUCAAAUAAUAGAGGUCGUAAAGUAAGACAGGUUGGUGAAGAUAAUCUAUGGAGUACUCCACUUUUGUUGAAUCAAGGGGAAAAAGGCUCUACUUCAGCCUCAACAGCUCAAUUACUGACAUCUUCUUCGAGUAUGAAUUCGUGGGAAAUAAAAGAGGGUCAAAUAUUUGAGAACAAGCAAGAGUUGAAGAUGAAACUCCAUCUUUAUGCAUUAAAGAAAAACUUUGAGUUUAAAGUAAAGAAGUCUGCGAAAAAUAUAUGGUGUACAGUAUGUGUUGAUGAUAAAUGCAAAUGGAGGUUGAGGGCUACAAAAUUGGUUAAUUCCAAUAUGUUCGAGGUUCGUAAAUUUUUCGGUGAACACACAUGCUCAUUGGAUGUUCGACAUAAAGAUCACCGUCAGGCAUCCCCAUGGCUUAUUGGACAUGUCAUAAGGAGAAAAUUUGAGGGUGAUGAUGUUAAUUACAAGCCAAGGUCAAUUGUAAAAGAUGUGAGUUUAUCAUAUGGAGUUCAUAUGAGCUAUGCUAAAGCUUGGAGGUGUCGAGAGCAUGCAUUGGCUUACAUAAGAGGUACACCAGAAUCAUCAUUUCAGAAACUUCCCUCAUUUCUAUACAUGAUGGAGCAAAAAAAUCCUGGAACUGUUACUAAUUUGCAGAUGGACAAUGAAGGUAGGUUCAAAUAUUGCUUCAUGGCCUUAGGUGUUUCUAUAAUGGGGUUUAAAACAUAUAUUCGCCCAGUUAUAUGUGUAGAUGGAACCUUCUUGACUACUCGGUGUGGAGGUACUUUGUUAUGUGCCAUGGGACAAGAUGCUAACAAGCAAAUAUAUCCAAUUGCAUUUUCAGUAGUUGACUCAGAGAAUAAUGACUCAUGGUUGUAUUUUCUACUGAGGUUGAAGGAAGCGAUUGGUGAAGUGGAGAAUCUAGUAUUCGUGUCUGAUAGACAUACUAGUAUAGCAAGUGCCUUGACUAAAAAUUUUCCUGAGGCACACCACGGUGCUUGUAUACAUCAUGUUAGCAUGAAUAUCCGUGCGAAGUUCAAAACUGACCAUUGCCAUGAAGAAUUCUUCCUUGCAGCGAAAGCUUAUAGAAAGUGA